Molecule: messenger RNA, 4670 nt
Organism: Vespula vulgaris
Lineage: Eukaryota; Metazoa; Arthropoda; Insecta; Hymenoptera; Vespidae
Gene: shi
Product: dynamin
Exons: 18
Coding region: 530-3217 (895 amino acids)
Biological process (GO): receptor-mediated endocytosis
Cellular component (GO): synapse; cytoplasm; plasma membrane
Molecular function (GO): GTPase activity; GTP binding; microtubule binding
Source: RefSeq, a predicted model, not a curated record
AUACGAAGGUAGUGGCCACGGUGAGUUGUUAUAGUAAGCGUCAGUUACGUUAUAUCUCGCUCAAUAACGCGUUAGAUAAAACUAUAUAUAUUGUAUCGUUGGAGAUAAAAAGUAAAAAUAAAAAGAAAAGCUGUUUCUUUCUUCUCAGAAAAGAUGCGGUGAAAUUUGGCGCGUCAGCGAGAGAGAGAGAGAGAGAGAGAGAUACUCCUCGCAAAAUCGGCCAUUUUGACAGCGUUGAGAAAUACCUGCAGGAAAAACGACUAAGAUCUCGUUUCUGUGGCAGUUACCCUCGAGGAUUGCGCGCGUGAGGAGGCGGCGGUGGUAGUGGUAUUGGUGUGCGUGCUGGUGCUGCUGCUACUGCUGCUAUUAUUGCUGUUUCUACUGCUAGUAUUAAUACUGUUACCGAAGGUAGUGUCGAUUCUGUGUCACAAUCAUCGGACAAGAGUAACCAUAAUAAGAUCUCAAUCAAGAAGAUCAUCGUAUUCCUAAACGUGGAGUGAAUUCGUACGACGACCUUCAGGCAGAAAAAAUGGCUGGAAAUAUGGGUAUGGAACAACUGAUCCCGAUCGUGAACAAGCUGCAAGAUGCAUUCACGCAACUCGGGGUCCACAUGCAGCUUGAUUUACCACAAAUCGCGGUAGUGGGCGGUCAGAGUGCGGGAAAAAGUUCUGUGCUCGAAAACUUUGUUGGCAAGGAUUUCUUACCAAGAGGUUCUGGUAUUGUAACUAGAAGACCACUCAUCUUACAAUUGAUUAAUAGCACUACGGAAUUUGCAGAAUUUUUGCAUUGUAAAGGCAAGAAGUUUGUGGACUUUGAUGAAGUACGAAAAGAAAUAGAAUCUGAAACAGAUAGAGUAACAGGCAGUAAUAAGGGUAUUUCUAAUAUACCUAUAAAUUUAAGAGUAUAUUCACCUAAUGUUCUCAAUCUUACAUUGAUUGAUCUACCUGGUCUUACAAAAGUACCAAUUGGAGAUCAACCAGCUGAUAUAGAAGCUCAAAUUAAAGCAAUGAUUUUUCAAUUCAUUAGAAGAGAAAAUUGUCUUAUAUUGGCAGUUACACCAGCUAAUACUGACUUGGCAAACAGUGAUGCUUUAAAACUUGCUAAAGAAGUUGAUAUACAAGGUGUACGUACCAUCGGAGUUAUUACUAAAUUGGAUCUUAUGGAUGAUGGGACUGAUGCUAGAGAUAUCUUGGAGAAUAAGCUGUUACCUUUACGAAGAGGCUACAUAGGUGUUGUUAAUAGAAGUCAAAAAGAUAUUGAAGGGCGUAAGGAUAUAAAAAAUGCUUUGGCAGCUGAAAGAAAAUUUUUUCUUAGCCAUCCAUCUUAUCGACACUUAGCAGAUAGAUUGGGUACACCUUAUCUGCAACGAGUUCUAAAUCAACAGCUUACAAAUCACAUCAGGGAUACCCUUCCUGCCUUACGAGAUAGACUACAAAAACAGCUUCUUACACUGGAAAAAGAUGUUGAACAAUAUAAACAUUUUAGACCGGAUGAUCCUGCUAUUAAGACAAAGGCUAUGUUACAGAUGAUACAACAACUUCAGUCAGAUUUUGAACGGACUAUAGAAGGUUCUGGUUCAGCGCAAAUUAACACAAAUGAACUUAGUGGUGGAGCAAAAAUAAAUAGAUUAUUUCACGAACGUUUUCCAUUUGAAAUUGUUAAAAUGGAAUUUGACGAAAAAGAACUCAGAAGAGAAAUUGCUUUUGCUAUCAGAAAUAUUCAUGGUAUUAGGGUAGGAUUAUUCACGCCAGAUAUGGCCUUUGAGGCAAUAGUCAAAAAGCAAAUUAACAGGCUAAAAGAGCCUAGCCUAAAAUGUGUGGACCUAGUCGUACAAGAACUUAGUAAUGUUGUUCGUAUUUGUACAGAUAGGAUGUCACGUUAUCCUAGAUUAAGAGAAGAAACAGAACGUAUUAUAACUACUCACGUUCGACAACGUGAACAAAUGUGUAAAGAGCAACUAGUACUUUUAGUGGAUUGUGAGCUUGCAUACAUGAAUACGAAUCAUGAAGAUUUUAUUGGUUUUGCCAACGCGGCGGCCAGUAGCCAUAAUGCAAGUGCUCAGCAAUCAUCAGAAAAUGCAGUUAAGGCUGGACGACAUACUUUAGGCAACCAAGUAAUACGUAAAGGUUACAUGUGUAUUCAUAAUCUUGGUAUUAUGAAAGGAGGAUCCAAAGACUACUGGUUUGUUUUGACCGCCGAAAGUAUUUCUUGGUUCAAAGAUGAAGAGGAACGCGAAAAGAAAUAUAUGCUACCUCUUGAUGGUUUGAAACUGCGCGAUUUAGAACAAGGCUUCAUGUCUCGACGACAUCUUUUUGCAUUAUUUAAUCCUGAAGGAAGGAACGUUUAUAAAGAUUCUAAACAACUUGAAUUAAGUUGUGAAACACAGGAUGAUGUUGAUUCUUGGAAGGCUUCUUUACUCAGAGCUGGAGUAUAUCCUGAGAAAUCAACAGAGCAAGCAAAUGGUGAAGGAGAGGAAGGAUAUGAGGGUGGUACAGAAGGUCAAUCUUCAAUGGAUCCUCAGUUAGAACGUCAAGUGGAGACAAUUAGGAAUCUAGUAGAUUCUUACAUGAAAAUUGUUACAAAAACUACCCGUGAUCUUGUUCCAAAGACAAUUAUGCAUCUCAUCAUUAAUAAUGCAAAAGACUUUAUUAAUGGAGAAUUAUUGGCACAUCUUUAUGCAAGUGGUGAUCAGGCAUCUAUGAUGGAAGAGUCUCCUGAAGAAGCACAGAAAAGAGAAGAAAUGUUACGCAUGUAUCAUGCAUGUAAGGAAGCUCUUCGCAUUAUUGGAGAUGUUUCAAUGGCUACAGUAUCAACGCCAGUACCACCACCAGUGAAGAAUGAUUGGUUGGCUUCUGGAGAAAAUCCAAGGUUAUCGCCACCAUCUCCUGGUGGGCCAAGACGUGGAGUGACACAGCCACCACCUCUUUCUAGUUCACGAGUACCACCUCCUGUUCCUGCCACUGGGCGGCCAGCACCGGCAAUUCCUAAUCGACCUGGACCUGGUGGACCACCACCAGCGCGAGCUAAUCCAGGCCUACCACCACCACUUAUUCCAUCUCGAGGGGGUGGCCUUCAGCAGAGGGUGACACAGGCUGCGACUCAGGCCGCUGCUAAUGCCGCUGUGAACGAGCUGAUGGACGCGUUCAGGAUCAAGCGUCCCGUACCUAAUAUUCCUCCCCGUAUUCCUGAUAGACCGUAUUCCGGCCGACUAAACUGAGAUAACGCAACGUCAACAAAGGACAUCGUUGCAGUUGCGUUCAAGGAGAGAAGGGCAAAUCCUCUCCCAUGGACCACAACAAGAAUGGAUAGAACUAUUUGAUGACGAAACGAAAACAAAUAUGAAGAAGAUACGAUGAACCAACAGCUUCCAAUGGAUACGUAAACGCAAUUGUUAUCAAGGUUACACAUAUGUACUACCCUCUCCUCCGGAUCAUCGAAUUGGUAAACACAGGUUUCGUUAUUGCGUACUUCCAAAGGAUAGGAGGAAAUGUCAGGAGUCGUUGGAGAACGAUCAGUAUUAUUAAUAGCGUUGAAUAAUCGAAGACGAAUCGAACGUAACUCAUUUCUUUCUUUAAUAUCAAGAUAUAAUCCAAAUGACAAUCGUACGUACUUUCUUUCUCUUUUUCAUUUCGUUUUGUUUGUUUGAUUCUUUUUCUUUUUCCUUACUAAUAUUGGUAUUUAUUAUCAAUGAUAUUGUAUCUUAUUUAUAAGAUCACAAUAACGCGUUUCUUUAUUCGCAGUAGAUGUUUCUCUUUCCCCUGAGAUACAUAUAUAGGUCCAGUAAAAUGUGUGAUUUUUCUUUCUUUUCUUUUAUAUAUAUAUAUAUACAAAAAAAAUAUGCAGAGAGAGAGAGAAGAGUAACUCGAUUAUACCUCGAUUACCUCGAUAUUAGAAACGUGUUUUUAGGAAGGUUUUCUUCCUUUGGUGCUACGGAGGAUAAUAAAUAGCAAAGAGAAGCGAGCACCAGCAGCAUUCCAAAACACAUUUAUUGUCGAAAUAGAACUUCAACCUUGAAGACACUACUCUCUUUCCGUUUUUUCCAUCCCGUGCUAAUUUAUUUAACUUGAAACUUCGUAUCGAUGCCAUUUUAGUAUCUUUCUUUUAAGCUUCGAUUAAGAUAAGAUAAUUUAGAUAAUUUGUAUAGAAACAACGAAUUUAGAACAAAUUCAACGGCGGUGUGAUACAUAAUAGAUUAUUUUAAGUAUAUUUGAAUUUUAGCCUUAUUUUUUUUUUUUUUUACUUGCAGUAUGCGCAACGUUGAUACUUUGUAUGUAUUUUUUAUUUGUUAUUGUUAUAUCUUAAUAUUAAUUCGUGGCGGCUGUUUGUGUCUGUAUGUGUGUUUUUUGUAUUGGAGGGGGUGAGUGUUUGUACGUAUGUAUGUGUGUGUGCAUAUAUAUAUAUAUAUAGCACAUAUAUAAGCAAGUAAAACGCCAAAUAAAUUGUCGUGCGUUACCGGAUAAGAUUCAUUAAAUAAGUAAAAAAAAAACGUUGAAGUGGAUGGUUGUGUAUAUAGUCAUUCAAUUAAUAGUAUUACAUGUACGUACAUAUGUACGUAACACGUGCUAAGAAAAAAUUUUGUAUUAUGAAAUUUUGGAAAGCUGAUCCAUUGAAAAGCGACACUGACUGACGACAAAUGUAUAAUAUACGAAAUAAAUGAUAUUUAAUACUGA